UUGACCGACGUUUGCCGGUGGUCGCUAAAGCCGGAUUUUAAGGUUAACCCGAAUUUAACCUGUCUCACUUCACCGGGGCGCUGAACCAUACAAAGUAAUAUUCGCCUCACGUUCGAUGAAACGGUGACUCUAACCGCUAAAAAUAAUUUCAUCUUCCACUCGGUUGUCCUUAAACUUUAACAUCGACCAAAUCGAUUGACGACUGAACAGAAUCCUGAUAAAAACAACGCGAAUCAGCGAUGUCUCGGCUCUUCGAAGCCGCCUGCAGAAGGGGUCUUCCCCAGCGACGUCUUCGCCGAGGUACGCUCCGUUUUUCUCUGGACGCUAAAGUGGCCGUUGGGGGAAAAAAUUUGCUCCACGGCUACCAGGAGGGACAGACGAUCCACGGCUUCCGCGUGAACCAGGUCGCCGAGGUCGAGGAGCUCGCCCUGACCGCCGUUAGACUCGAACAUCUGGCUACGUCCGCGCAGUACCUUCAUCUGCGUCGCGACGACAAGAACAACGUGUUCGCCGUCGGCUUCAGGACGACACCCACGGAUUCCACGGGACUCCCUCACAUUCUGGAACACACGACGCUCUGCGGUAGCGAGAAGUAUCCCUGUCGCGAUCCGUUCUUCAAAAUGUUGCGCAGAUCACUGGCCACGUUCAUGAACGCCAUGACGGGGCCGGACUACACGGUGUAUCCCUUCUCCACGCAGAAUCUCAAGGACUUCAGGAACCUGCAGUCCGUCUACCUGGACUCCGUGUUCAGACCGAACCUGCGACUACUCGAUUUCAGGCAGGAGGGAUGGCGUCUGGAACACGCCGACGUCAACGACAAGAGUUCGCCGGUGGUUUUCAAGGGGGUCGUUUUCAACGAGAUGAAGGGCGCGUUCAGCGAGAAUCAGAGCGUUUUCGCCGAACGUUUGUUGAACUCCAUACUGCCGAGCCACACUUACUCGGUGAUAUCGGGAGGCGAUCCCCUCGUCAUUCCGCAACUGACGCACGAGGACCUGGUCAACUUCCACGCCAAGUAUUAUCAUCCUUCGAACGCGCGGUUCUUCUCCUACGGAAAUUUCCCGCUCGACGAUCAUCUGAAGAUAGUCAACGACCAGUAUCUGGUGCACGCGGACCGCAUCGACGCCUCUUCGACGCGGGUUCCCCUGGAAAAACGCUGGACAGAGCCCAGGAAAGAGCACAUCGACUGCAGGCCGGAUCCCAUGGCGCAGAACCCCGAGAAACAGAGUUCGAUAGCGAUCGGAUUUCUGUGCUCCGACAUCACCGACGUCCAAGAGACGUUCGAAAUGCAGGUACUGUCGCAAUUGUUGUUGAAGGGACCGAAUUCCGCGUUUUACAAAUCUCUGGUCGAGCCGAACAUCGGGGCGGGAUUCAGUCCCGUUACCGGCUACGAUUCCCACUCGAGGGACACGACGUUCGUCGUCGGUUUGCAAGGAGUGGCGGAAAAGGACUUCGCCAAGGUCGAGAAUAUCGUGGGGAACACCGUUGACCGGGUGCUCAAAGACGGAUUCGACGAAAGUCACGUGGAAGCGAUUCUCCACAGUGUGGAGUUGGCCACCAAACACCAGACUUCCAAUUUCGGAUUGGGACUGAUUUUCAGCCUGACUCCGCUCUGGAAUCACGAGGGUGACGUCGUGCGCGCAAUGAAAGUCAAUCGGGCGGUUUCCUCGCUACGAGAAUCGCUGAACAACAAUCCGCGACAUCUGCUCGACCUAGUGGAGAAACAUCUGAAGAAUAACAGGCACAAACUGACCCUCACGAUGUCUCCCUCCGAGGAUUACGAGGCCAAGAAGAACGCCGCGGAACGGGCCAUCCUCGAGGAAAAAUUGAAGAGUUUGUCACCGGAGGAAUUCGACAGGAUAUUCGAGGACGGAAAGACCCUGCUCGCCGAACAGGAGAAGAAAGAAGAUCCCGGGGUCCUUCCGUCCCUCAAGAUCACCGAUCUGGAGGACGACGUUCAGCGGGUCGAUCUCACCCAUUUGGCCAUAUCCGGAGUCCCGUUGCAACUGGCCAUCCAACCGACCAACGAAGUCACCUACUUCCGCGGGAUCCUUAGCGCUCAAGGACUCAAGGACGAACUGAAGGACCUCGUACCGCUGUUCAACGCUGUGGUAGGAAAAAUGGGUACCUCGAAUCACGACUUCAGAAGCUUCGACCGACUGGUCCAGCUGAAGACCGGCGGAUUGGCGCUCUCGCAGCACCUAGCCGAGGCCAAGGAUCACCUUUUGAAGUACGAGGAGGGCGUUCUAAUUCACUCCUACUGCCUGGACAGAAAUUCCGCUGAUAUGUGGAAGCUGUGGAGCGAGUUGCUGAACAACGUCGAGCUCACGGACGCCAAGAGGUUCGAAACUCUGGUUAAGGUCACCGCGGCCAAUCUGGCGAACGGCAUCGCCGAUUCCGGUCACAUGUACGCGCUAAGCAGUUCCGCGAGUCUGGUGUCGCCGUGCGGCAAACGAAGGGAGAAACUGAACGGGCUGGAAUUCGUCGGCAAAAUGAAGAAAAUCGCUCGCUCCGAGGACCUCGCCCCUGUGCUCGAACAAAUGAGGGAAAUCGCCGCCGUCCUGUUCACAAAAAAACGACUCAGGUCCGCGCUGAACUUGACGCCCGAGAGCGCCCACCACUCGCUUCGGGAGCUCGAAGGAUUCUUCGGCGGGCUGAAGGGCGAGCCGGAGGAGCAACGGUCCAGAUUCGCCGAUCGCGGUGAGGAGGAAGCGGAAGCGGAAGCGAAGCCGGAAAAUCGGGGAAUUCACCACGUCCUGCCGUUCCCGGUGAAUUACGCUUCGAAGUCGAUUCUGACCGUACCCUACGCGGACCCGCGAUUCGCGCCGCUCAGAGUCCUGUCCAGACUGGUGACCUCCGUCUACCUGCAUCCCGAGGUCCGGGAGAAGGGAGGCGCCUACGGUGGCGGCGCAAAAUUAUCCACCGACGGCGUGUUCUCCUUCUACUCGUACAGGGAUCCGAAUUCCUCGAGGACCUUCGAGACCUUCGACGGUACCUACGAUUACCUUAGCGCGAACGGCUUCGCGCAGGACGACGUGGACGAGGCGAAACUCGGGAUAUUCCAGCACAUCGACUCACCCGUUCCACCGGGUAGUCAGGGAAUGACGAAAUUCAUUCACGAUUUGUCCGACGACGAGAUACAAAAGCACAGGACGCAGCUCAAGGCCGUUACGAGGGAGCAGCUGAUGGCCGUUGCCGAAGAAUUUCUCAAACCCGAGCAAAGUAACGUCGCGGUUGGCAGAUCGCUCAUAGGGGCUGCGAAUCCCGCCCUCUCCGAUAGGCCGGAAAAGUGGACCGUGAUAUCUCAUCAGGAUGAAGGAAACGUGUCGUAGAAUUACCCCCCCCCCCCCCCCCCCCCCCGAAGAAACUU
This is a messenger RNA of Athalia rosae (coleseed sawfly), 3367 nucleotides long. RefSeq names its product presequence protease, mitochondrial. Gene Ontology annotation, molecular function: metal ion binding. Lineage: Eukaryota; Metazoa; Arthropoda; Insecta; Hymenoptera; Athaliidae. The record is from RefSeq and is a predicted model, not a curated record. The transcript has a single exon. Bases 240 to 3329 code for a protein of 1029 amino acids. Gene Ontology annotation, biological process: protein processing. Gene Ontology annotation, cellular component: mitochondrial matrix.